Danio rerio (zebrafish) is the source of this 3252-nucleotide messenger RNA. NCBI's taxonomy places the organism in Eukaryota, Metazoa, Chordata, Actinopteri, Cypriniformes, Danionidae. The record is from RefSeq and is a predicted model, not a curated record.
UCUGCCUCUGGAUCUCCGUCUGAUUGUGGGCGGCGCUGAAGCCCGGGAUCCAGAAGAGCUGGACAACAAAAGACUGCACACUACUGCAUGCAUGCGUGCGAACACACAUACACACACACACACAGAGAAACACACACACACAUCCACGCGUGCUCAAAGCCGUCACUUUAAAAAAGAAAAGAAAGACAGAAAAGUACAUUAAAGUAGGUCGUGAUUUCGAACUUGUUCAGCUCAGCUCCAUUCAGGACACAAUGAUGUCACACUUGUGGAUUCUGCUUUUGGGAAGUUUACUAAUGACUGGAGUCAGAACGCAAGACACAGAUGAUGUACCUGCUGAGUCUCCCGAUGUAGAACCUGUAGAUGCUGAAGCUGGAGCUGAAGAGCAAACACCUAAGGAAGAACCAGCAGUAGAGGAAGAACCAGCAAUAGAAGAAGAACCACCAGCAGAAGAAGAACCAGCAAUAGAAGAAGAACCACCAGCAGAAGAAGAACCAGCAAUAGAAGAAGAACCACCAGCAGAAGAAGAACCAGCAGUAGAAGAACCACCAGCAGAAGAAGAACCAGCAGUAGAAGAACCACCAGCAGAAGAAGAACCAGCAGUAGAAGAACCACCAGCAAAAGAACCAGAAGCAGAAGAAGAAGAUCCAGCAGAAGAACCACCAGCAACAGAAGAAGAACAAGAACCAAAAGAGCCAGCAGCAACAAAGGAACCAGCGGCAGAAGAACCAGCACCAGAAGAACCAGUAGUAGAAGAAGAAACACCUGCACCUGAAGUACUCGUAACACAUCCUGUGGCUCCUGCAGCAGAUAAGGAACCUGAAGCAGAACCAGAAGAUCCAAGUGACACAGAUGUUGAUCCGCCUGUGGGAGAGCCUGACAUCAAUGAGGAAGAAAUUGUAGAGAACGCAGCAGCAGGUGACGCAAAAGAGGAACCAGAGAAAGCAGAUGAAGACUCGGCUGUAGUUGAGGAGGUCCUCCUGGCCGCUGAGGAGUCAGUGAAUGUUCAUGCGAGAGGAUUUGAUCUUACUGAUGCAAUCAGUGAUGACGAAGAUGGGGUUCAGGAAAGUGCAGGUCAAGAGAAAGCUCACAGCGCCGGAGCGGUUUCUGGCUCAAACGACAGUGGAUCUGGGACGGUUGUCGGUGUGGUCUGCGGGAUCGCAGUAGCAGCUGUUGGAGCCAUAACCGGAUACUUCACCUACCAGAAGAAGAAGCUCUGCUUCAAGGCCCAGAGAGGUGAUGUCGAGAGCGCCAAGCAAGAGAACGGCACACAGAGCGACCCACAGGUUUUAAGCACUCUACUGGACUCCUCUUCAUAACCAGAGCUCUGAACUGAAGAUACUGUGAACUGAUUUACAUUGAACUGUGGAGGAUCAGGAUGAAGAGACACGCGCACGCACGCACACACACACACACACACACACGCGCGCACACACACACACACACACACACACACACACACACACACACACACACACACACACACACACACACACACACACACACACACACACACACACACACACACACACUUUGACAUCAGUUCUCUAUAGCAGAGACUUUAGGACUGUUCAUGAUUUUUCUGAAUGUAAUUUCCUUUUGAAUGGGAUGCGAUCCCUGCUGAAAAAUCCAGCUUAAACCAGCUGGUUUUAGCUGGUCGACCAGCCCGGUUUUAGAGGGGUUUUUGGCCAUUUCCAGCCUGGUUUCCAGCCAUUUCCAGGCUGGUUUCCAGCCAUUUCCAGCCUGGUCUUAGCUGGUCAGGCUGGAAAAUGACCACCUAAAUCCAGCUAAAACCAGCUUGACCAGCCUGGUUUAUUAAGCUGGACAUAGCUGGUAUUGGCUGGGCUUCCAGCCUGGCUAGGCUAGUCAAUAUAGCAUCUCCCAGCCUUACCAGCUAAAACCAGGCUGGAAAUGGCCAGCUUAGGCUGGUUUAAGCUGUUUUUUUAGUAGGGAUGUGUGUGUGCAUACUUGUUUAUGUGGUUAACGAGGACACUAAUGUGUAUAAUGACAUGGGUAUGAUGCAGUUGUUCUCAAUUGCAGUGCUUUAUGAGGACAUGUCUUGUGUGCAAGCAAUUCAAAACUGUUAAAAUCUUACUUGACGUUUUUUAACAUUUACAAUUUGCCAAAGUCUGAUUGUAAAGGUUUGGUUUAAGGCCAUAAAUUAAGCGAUUCUUGUUUUUUUUUGCUGUAUAAAGUACAUUACGCCUAUGUAGAGUCCCUGUAAACCACAUACACAAGUAGGUGAACAUACUUGUUUAGAUGGUUUAUGAGGACACUAAUGUGUAUAAUGACAUGGGUAUGACAGUUGUACUCUAUUAUUGUGCUUUAUGAGGGCGUAUUGUGUCCUUACAACACAAAACUACUUUAGAAAUCCUACUUUACAGGGUUUGUCACAUUAAAAAUGCACAACAGUUGUUUUUUUGUAAAGGUAAGGGUCAUAUAUUAAGUGAUUUUAUUUGAUGUAUAAAUACAUUGUCUACGAGGAGUCCCUGUAAACCACAUACACAAGCAUGUGUAUGUGUACAUACUUGUUUAUGUGGUUUACGAGGACACUAAUGUGUAUAAUGACAUGGGUAUGACGUAGUUGUACUCUAUUGCAGUGCUUUAUGAGGACAUGUCUUGUGUCCUUACAAUUCAAAACUGUUAAAGUCAUACUUUAGAGUUUUUAGCAUUUAAAAUGUGCUCGUUUAAGGGUUAAGGCCACAUAAUAAUUUUACUGUAUAAAAUGCAUACGCUAUGUAGAGUCCCUGUAAACCGUAUAUACAAGUGUGUGUGUGUGCACUGUAUAAAAUAUCUGCUAAUGAACAGUUUCUGUAUUUUGUGCUUAUUUGCGGUGGUGAACUGCAUUAUGGGAUGUUGAUCUCUGCUCUGUCCACUACUGGUGUUGAAAAUUCAACUCUACGGUUUAACAAAUCAAGAUCAAGAGCUCAUAAUGCAAUUCAAAAGCAGAAAUAAACAGGAGAAAUUAAAACAUGAUCACAAAAUAUGAAGAACUGCUAAUUUACAGAUAUUGUUUUAUAGUGCGUAUAAUUAGACAGGAAUCCUUUCGGGAGAGGCAUUUAAUUUCAUUGCUUAAGAAGUGUAUUGUUUUUGCUGCAUCAUUAAUCAGUUAUCUUUUAUGUCAAAUUGUUCAUCAUUCAUAAGGCAGAUCUCACAACAUGGAAACGAUUUGGUCUGAGAUAAUCACAGAGUUUUUCUUAGUUGUUUAAUUAUGUAAAUAUGUUAAAUUUGAAUAAAGGUUUGAUUAAAUUUAAA